Messenger RNA from Eruca vesicaria subsp. sativa (arugula), 4499 nucleotides. Lineage: Eukaryota; Viridiplantae; Streptophyta; Magnoliopsida; Brassicales; Brassicaceae. The record is from the annotation of a GenBank genome assembly.
AAAACAUCGAAAACUGGAAAAUGAACAGUUUUCUUCUUCCCUGACUGAUCGUACGACUCGGAGAAAUGGCACCGAAGAAGAAACCUCAGAAGAAGAAUCAAACCAACAACAAACCUACUCCUACUUCUUCAAUUCCGAAUUCAAACCACAAGAAACCAUGUAAAGUCCCUAAGCUUCUGAUUUCUCCUGAGGACGAGGAUCGCUUGCGACGGCUCCUCCUCAACUUUCGCCGGACCGCUUCUCCGGUUAGGUCUCCUGUCCAUAACGCGCUCUCUAAGGCUCACAAGAAGAAGAAACUCAUUAAUCUCUACGAGAAACUCUCUUGCGAAGAGUUUUCAGAUGAUCAGAUUGAAUCCGCUCUCUCCUCUCUCACAGAUGGUGCGACGUUUGAGAGUGCAUUUGACUGGCUGUGUUUGAACUUUCCGAGUCACGAGUUGCCGUUAAAGUUUUCUUGUGCAGCUUCUCAUUUUCCUACUACAGGAGGUUCUGUGAGUGUGAUAACGAGCAAAAGGAAAGAUUGGAACCAACCUGCUGCUGAAUCUUCCCACAAAGACGGGUCUUCGGGUGAAGAAAAGCAGGAGGAGCUUGAAGUUUUAGUUCAAGUGAAGGGAAAGCGAGAUGAAGAAGAUACACUUAGUUCUUGCCAUUCAUCUCAAGCUGAUUGGAUUCGUCAGUACAUGAGAAGACAGGAAGAGGUGUCUGGUCCAAGGCCUUUCGAUGUGAUUGCCGAAGAAUAUUGUUUGGAAAGAUCUGAUGCUAUAAAAGCAAAGCGAAAGGGUGAUGCAAGUAGACAGAAGCAAGCAGGCCUAGCCAUUUGCAAGCUCAAGCAAGAGUUGCCUGGGAUAUCAGAAGCAAUGUUAGAAUCUGAGUUUCUGCGUGAACAAGCUUUUGAAGACGCUUCAGAAAAAGAAGUAACAUCCCCCAAGCGUGAUGACGUUCAUGAGUCAGUAAUUGCUGAUGCUCUCUCUAUUCAGCUGUUAGAUGACAUGAACUUGGAUGCAAAUCUUGUUGGAAGCCGGAGUUCUGAGAAAAUUCAACUUAAAGCUCUUCCCUUAAGUUCCUCAGGACAAGAUAUAUUUGAUGACAUGGAGCUUGGGGAUUUGUUCUCAGAAGAUGUUCCCCCUUAUGAACCUUCGCCUCAUGAACUCCUGGAACUACAGAAGAAGGAAAUUAUGAGAGAACUACAGAAUGAGACACAUCUUGGAAAGCUGGAGGGUAUCUGGAAGAAGGGUGAAGCCCAAAAGAUUCCAAAGGCAUUGCUUCAUCGCCUGUGCCAAAAGUCAGGGUGGGAAGCACCGAAGUUCAAUAAAAUAACUGGGGAAGGAAGCAAUUUCUCAUAUACUAUAAGUGUUAUGUGUAAAUCCAGUGGAUAUGGUAAAAGCAAACAAGGUGGAGGUUUGGUAACUAUUAAACUUCCUCAUCAAGUUGACGAUUUUGCAUCUAUCGAGGAUGCACAAAAUAGAGUUGCGGCAUUUGCUCUUCAUAAGUUAUUUCCUGAUUUGCCUGUUCACUUUGCAAUAACUGAGCCUUAUGCCUCUUUAGUUUUGGUCUGGAAACAAGAGGAAUCAUUGGGUAUACAAAGCAGAGAAGAAGAACGAAGAGAAAAGUUUGUUGACAGCUUGCUUGAGGCCCACAAUUUCACCUUGAACGCUUUGCCGAGUGGCAUGCACGGGGUAUUUCAACUGGUAGACUCAUGCGUCAAAGAGAAUGACGACUUGAAUGUUGUCAAAUCCAACCAUAUAGCUAAAAGAAAUAUUUCCAUGGAAGCUGUAUGUUCUUCUCUUAAACGAAGACAGGAAAACAAUAAGAAAACGCAGAAGUACAAGAAUAUGUUGAAAACUAGAGAUGCUCUUCCUAUAUCAGAAGUAAAAAAUGACAUACUGCACCAUCUGAAAGAAAAAGAUGUCUUGGUGGUGUGUGGAGAAACAGGCUCUGGAAAGACUACACAGGUUCCGCAAUUCAUAUUGGAUGAUAUGAUUGAUUCGGGGCAUGGUGGAUACUGUAAUAUUAUAUGCACACAACCAAGGGUGAUGGCAGCUAUCUCCGUUGCCCAAAGAGUUGCUGACGAGCGCUGUGAGUGCCCUCCAGGCUUAGGUGACUCCGUGGUAGGUUAUCAAGUUCGUCAUCAAAGUGCAAGGAGUAACAAUACAAGGCUGCUGUUUUGUACUACUGGCAUUCUACUGAGGAAACUUGCGGGGGAUAAAACCUUGAAAGAUGUUACACAUAUUAUAGUAGAUGAAGUGCAUGAGCGGUCUCUUACGAGUGAUUUCCUUCUCAUCAUUUUGAAGCGACUGAUUGAGAAGCAAGCCUGCGAUAGAUCAUCACCUAAACUGAAAGUUAUCCUUAUGUCUGCAACUGUAGAUGCCAAUCAAUUCUCAAGAUAUUUUGGGCAAUGUCCUGUACUUACGGCUCAAGGACGAAUGCACCCAGUUACUUAUCACUUUCUGGAAGAUAUCUAUGAGAAGACUAGAUACCUUCUGGCUCCAGAUUCUCCUGCUGCACUAAGAUCUGACACGUCCAAUAAAGACGAGCUUGGUUCUUUGAAGGUCCGUGGUCGAAAGAAAAAUCUUAUGUUGGCUGGCUGGGGAGACAAUUAUUUGGUUACAGAGGACUGUCUCAACUCGUCUUACGUUUCCAGUAAUUACGAAUCUUACAGUGAUCGCACGAAAGAAAAUCUGAAAAGGUUAAAUGAGGAUAUUAUUGACUACGAGCUUCUUGAAGAGUUGAUAUGCUACAUUGAUGGCACUCAUGAGGAAGGAGCCAUUCUUGUAUUCUUGCCUGGAAUGCCAGAAAUUAACAUGUUACUAAAUAGGUUAGCUGCUUCCCAUCGUUUUCGCGGACGUGCUAAAGAUUGGCUUCUUCCUCUACAUUCUUCGGUUGCACAUACAGAACAGAAAAAUGUGUUUCUGCGCCCCCCUAAAGGAAUACGAAAGGUAGUUAUCGUAGCUACAAAUAUUGCAGAGACCAGUAUAACAAUAGAUGAUGUGGUGUAUGUGAUUGACAGUGGCAAACACAAGGAAAACCGCUAUAAUCCACAGAAGAAAUUAUCAAGCAUGGUGGAAGAUUGGAUAUCUAAAGCAAAUGCAAGGCAAAGAGCGGGAAGAGCUGGACGUGUCAAACCUGGAAUUUGCUUUUCAUUGUACACACGCCAUCGGUUCGAGAAGCUUAUGCGUCCCUAUCAGGUACCUGAGAUGCUGCGAGUGCCUUUAGUAGAACUGUGUUUACAAAUCAAAUUGAUUGGCUUGGGUUACAUUAAGCCUUUUCUAUCCAAGGCAAGUGACACCAUUUUUCAUGAAGGUGCUAUAAACUCUGCAAUUUCAUUGUUGCACAAGGUCGGUGCUAUUGAAGGGGACGAAGAUUUGACACCACUUGGGCAUCAUUUAGCAAAACUUCCUGUUGAUGUGUUGAUUGGAAAGAUGCUGUUAUAUGGUGCCAUUUUUGGUUGCUUAUCACCUAUUCUCUCGGUUGCUGCUUUCUUGAGCCACAAAUCGCCAUUUACAUAUCCCAAAGAUCAGAAGCAAGAUGUGGAUCGGGUGAAACUUGCUCUUUUGUCGGAUAAACCGGAGAGUUCGAGUAAUGUAAACAACAAUGACAGACAAUCUGAUCACCUCCUUAUGGUGGUUGCUUACGAGAAAUGGGUGAAGAUAAUGCAUGAGGAAGGAACUCAAGCUGCAGAGAGGUUCUGUGACUCAAAGUUUAUUAGUAGCUCAGUGAUGCGGACGAUAAGUGACCUGAGGAUAGAGUUUGGCACUUUACUUGCCGACAUCGGGCUCAUCCAUCUUCCUAAAAGUAAAACAGAAGAGAGAAGGAAGGAGAAUCUUGAUGUUUGGUUUUCUGACAGAACUCAACCUUUCAAUAUGUAUUCACAAGAACCUGAAGUUGUUAAGGCUAUAUUAUGUGCGGGGCUAUGUCCUAAUAUCGCAGAAGGAUUGGUUAAUCGUUUAGCAAAGCCAGAAAAACAAACACAGCGCUACGCAGUAUGGCAUGAUGGAAGAAGGGAAGUCCAUAUCCAUCCAACCUCUAUUAACAAAAACUGCAAAGCGUUUCAAUACCCUUUCCUUGUAUUCCUUGAUAAGGUUGAAUCAAAGAAAGUAGUAUAUCUGCGAGAUACAACCAUUGUUUCUCCUUUUUCCAUUCUUCUCUUUGGUGGCUCAGUCGAUGUUCAUCAUCAGAGUGGAUCAGUCACCAUUGAUGGGUGGUUAAAGCUAGCAGCGCCAGCUCAAACCGCUGUUUUAUUCAAAGAGCUCCGGUUAACACUCCAUUCCAUUCUCAAAGAUCUCAUCCAAAACCCCGAGAAAUCUGGUAUUGUCCACAAUGAAGUCGUUAAAUCUAUGGUCCAUAUUCUUAUAGAAGAAGGUAAAGCCGCUACAUGCACCAAAAUGUGCAGUGUGUAAGAAGAGUUGAAGACGCAACUUUGAUACUACUGUGACUUCUCUAGCGAAAAUACAGUUUGUAAAUUAACUGCCACAUACUUUUAUGAUAUGUAAGUUGUAGUACGA